This is a messenger RNA of Adineta ricciae, 465 nucleotides long. The record is from the annotation of a GenBank genome assembly. Lineage: Eukaryota; Metazoa; Rotifera; Eurotatoria; Adinetida; Adinetidae.
AUGGGACACAAACCUUCAAAGCGAAGAAAACAAACCAUCGAGGAUGGAGAACGAAAUCAAGAUGAAAAUGCCGUACGGCCAGCAAAAUGUCUCGGUCGUGUACAACGAGUGCAAAUGAAAUACUUCGGUGGUCAAGCUGUUGAAAAUGACGCAUCGAUGCAUAAAAUGCAAGAAGAUUUAUUAACUAUCGAUGAUAAAAUUAAACAAAGUUGCUCACCGCGACGUAAAAGAAAGCAACAGCGAGCAUCUAUCGAUGAUUACGAAUCUCAAAAUGAACAGUACUUAGAUCAACAUCAGCAAUUUGUAUGUAAUAAUGAUGACAAUUAUGCUUCACAUGUUUACGUUAAUGUCAAUCCACCGAUACAUUAUAACAAUCGAUCAUGGCAAUGUCGAUAUUGCGGCGAAGAGAAUCGAUUAGCUGCUAUCGAAUGUUAUCAAUGCGGAGAAAUCGAAAAUCGAUUUUAA